Messenger RNA from Clarias gariepinus (North African catfish), 2090 nucleotides. RefSeq names its product short stature homeobox 2 (gene shox2). The record is from RefSeq and is a predicted model, not a curated record. Gene Ontology annotation, biological process: regulation of transcription by RNA polymerase II. NCBI's taxonomy places the organism in Eukaryota, Metazoa, Chordata, Actinopteri, Siluriformes, Clariidae. Gene Ontology annotation, cellular component: nucleus. Gene Ontology annotation, molecular function: sequence-specific double-stranded DNA binding; DNA-binding transcription factor activity, RNA polymerase II-specific. The coding region runs from base 79 to 981 and encodes 300 amino acids. The transcript has 5 exons.
GACGAGAAGAGAAGAGAAGAGAAGACUGGCGGGGUUUAGUAGUUUUCCUCCUUCUCCUUCUUCUUGUUUUUGGGACCAAUGAUGGAAGAACUCACCGCGUUCGUGUCCAAAUCCUUUGAUCAGAAAGUGAAAGAGAAAAAAGAAGUGAUCACGUACCGGGAAGUGCUGGAGACGGGCUCGGCGCGCGCCAGGGAAGCGCUCCCGGUUGAAGCGGGGCGCGAGGACACGAGCCUUCUGGCGCGGGCAGCCGUCGCGCGCUCACCGGUCAGAGAAGCGGACAUGACAGGACCGGAGAGGACGCGGGACACGGGGAGUCCCAAACUUACAGACGGCAUCCUGGACGUGAAAGACCGAAAAGAAGACACCAAACCGAUAGAGGACGAGACGCAGACCAAAAUCAAGCAGAGGAGAAGUCGGACUAACUUUACCCUGGAGCAGCUGAACGAGUUGGAGAGGCUAUUUGACGAGACGCAUUAUCCGGACGCGUUCAUGCGCGAGGAGCUGAGUCAGCGGCUCGGGCUCUCCGAAGCGCGCGUCCAGGUCUGGUUUCAAAACAGGAGAGCCAAAUGCAGAAAACAGGAAAAUCAAUUACACAAAGGGGUGCUCAUCGGAGCUGCGAGUCAGUUUGAAGCGUGCCGCGUCGCGCCAUAUGUCAACGUGGGAGCUUUGCGCAUGCCAUUCCAACAGGAUAGUCAUUGCAACGUGCCACCCUUCUCCUUUCAGGUGCAGGCGCAGCUGCAGCUGGACAGCGCCGUGGCGCACGCGCACCAUCACCUGCACUCUCACCUGGCGGCGCAUGCGCCGUACAUGAUGUUCCCUGCACCGCCGUUCGGCUUGCCGUUGGCGACGCUGGCGGCGGAGUCAGCCUCGGCGGCGUCGGUGGUGGCCGCGGCUGCCGCCGCCAAGAACAGCAACAAGAACUCGAGCAUCGCCGACCUGAGACUGAAGGCCAAAAAGCACGCGGCGGCGCUCGGACUGUGACGCGCCGGUGCGCACCCGUCCAGCUUCCGCUCAAAAGGGCAGGACAUUUAUUUAUACUCUCUUAUGAAGGACCCUUCAGAAUAAAGGCUUAUUUAUGACAUGAAACAACACAAACUGUGAAAUCGAACUUGAAGUUUACGGACGCAGUUUGCAAACCAGGAAAAGGAAACGUUUGUCCAAGCUCGUUCCAGGAACGCUCGACUCUUUGUGUGACAAAGUGAACACUUUCUGCGUAGUUUUAAUAUCUACGUUGUUAGAUAUCUUUGAGGAUAAAAUAGUAAAAAAAAAAAAAAGAGGCUGGCCUCGUUUUAUCUGAAACAGAGUUUCUCGUGAAAAAGGACACUUAUGGAUGUCUGUGCGCAAGGACUAUAACAAAAAACAAAAAAACAAAAAAUCACGUUAAAGCAUCUUUCUUCUAACGUGCCAUCAUGUGAGCUCGGUGUCGUGACGUCAGCGCACUCGUUUGAAAUCAGUACCCCGGGUCCGAGGGUGAACUUGGACACGAUUUUUGGGGGGUUCUCGAGCCAGUGGAUGUUUGAGGAAGAGUAAACAAUAAAAGAAGAAGGAGAAAAACUAUCACACAUUUUAAACACACUUUACGUAUUAUUAUUAUUAUUAUUAUUAUUAUUAUUAUUAUUAUUGAUGAGUGUAUGGUGAAUUUAAUCACAUAUCAGGUCUUUAUCCAAUACAGAGUGUCCACUUUUUUGCAGCUUACACUGAGGUCCAAGUAUUAAUGUAUAGAUGCGGUACGGGAAAAUGUACAAUAACGUCAAAGAUAUUUUGGUUAUUUUGUGAUUCAUGAAGACAUUGAUUGUGGAAACAUUUUCUGGCUGAUUUGAUUUGAUUUUCUUUAUUCGAAUAUUUUGAUUUGCAUUCACACCGUGUUUAAAGUCAUGUGGAGCUCUAUGUAAUGUUGGUGUUUUUUUACAAAGUGAACGUACCUCGACUGCAGGCUCGGAAUAUCCUGAAAUACAUUUUAACAUCCUUUUCAAACAAACAAACAAACAAACCACAAAAAAUAUAUAUAAUUUCCUCAUUACUGUGAAACGUGAACUCACCCUGACCACAGUGUUUUCAUUUCAUAAUAAAUCCACCAAACUUUUGUACAA